Messenger RNA from Chilo suppressalis (striped riceborer), 3570 nucleotides. NCBI's taxonomy places the organism in Eukaryota, Metazoa, Arthropoda, Insecta, Lepidoptera, Crambidae. The record is from the annotation of a GenBank genome assembly.
GGCCGAGUGGUUUGUCCGCCGGGUUUCAUAGCGUCGCCGACUCGAGAGGUCCCGGGUUCGAAUCCCGGUGGGGCAAAUGUUUGUGUGAUGAAUAUGAGCAUUAGUACUUCAGUCAUGGAUAUUUAAUAUGUAUUUCUAUAUAAAUAUACUUAUGUAUGUACUGUAUAUUUAUUUAUUCUAUCCGUUACCCUAGUAUCCCAUAACAUAAGCCUUACAAUGCUUACUUUGUGACUAGGUUAAUUGGUCAUGAAUUGCGGUGGUUAUUUCCACUGGUUUCUUCGUCAUACAUUUUUGUCAUAGUAGUGACCAAGAAGAUAUACAAUACCUGUUAGGCAUACUCUUGAAUCUAAUCUUAAUGUCAAUUUGAAGCCAAUCCAAUAACAAUACAAUACAGAAACUAUUAUAUACGAUACUCUUGAAACGCUUGAAAUUGGCAUUGCAUUGAAAUUGGAAUUGAGGUUUUAUUGGAAAGUUACGCAUGAAGUUAACCUAUAACCCUAUAACCUUAAUUAUGCCCUAUUUGCUUAUUAGUCCUGCUAUUUUCAUGUUGGCCUAGAGUAGAAGCGAAUUUCAGUGACAAUUUCUAGACCUUCAAAUCCGUAUCUAAUAAUAUUAUAAUUUGUGAAGAACAUUUUGCUGGUGUUGUGUUUCUGUCAGUGAGUAAGGUACCGGCCAAGUCACACAACAUUAACCAUAAUAAUAAAGAAAUCGUAGUUAUGAACCUUAGACUUGGCACAACUUUGUCUUGAUUUCAUUACUUUUUAGAGAUAAACAAGUAGUUCUUCCAUCGAGACUUGGCUAGUUUUUUACAGAAUGUUUUUGGUGGGAUUAUACUUGGAAAAAGGUAUGGGUUACAGAACAACAUUAACAUCUUAAAGUUUUGUAGAAUAUCUAAGAAUAUUUGUUUCUUAGUUUUUCACGCACAUCGCAUUCCUGCAGAGAACGUCAAUCUAAUAUAUGUAUAAAAUUCUCGUGUCGCGGUGUUUGUGGUUAAACUCCUCCGAAACGGCUUUCCCGAUUCUCAUGAAAUUUUGUGUGUAAAUUGGGUAGGUCUGAGAAUCGGACAACAUCUAUUUUUCAUCCCCCUGAAUGGUAAUCCACCCCUAAUUUUUUUUUUCAAUUUUAGAUAUUUUUAGUUUUAAUUUUUUUAUGAUACAUCAUACAAAAUACAUACAACCCUAAAUUUUCACCCUUCUACCACCAACCCCUAUUUUUUAUGGCGGUACUAAGUUCGCUGGGACAGCUAGUAAAUAAAUAAAAUAAGUGCAUCUAACCCGUUGAAACUCAUUUUAUUUAAUAACUAAUAAAUAAUUCUUACCAUGUCAUAUUCACCUACGCAUCCCUAGAAAUUGAUCGUAUUUAACGACGAGCAACUCCUUGCAUCGUUCAUAAUAUACGUAUAUGUGGCAGUGAAUGUUAAGGAAAAUGGCCGGUUUAAGACUCAUAGUGUUGUUGUGUACGUUCGCUGCAGUGACGCAAGCCUGCCGCCAGCACAACGAGAAGCGGUCACCACGAGAUGUUCCACCAUCAGCACCCAUGGUGGAGAGCGUCUCCGGCCGCUUCCAGGGCUCGUGGAUGAAGAGCAGGCGCGGGAGGAGCUUCCAGGCGUACCGCGGGAUACGAUACGCCCACGCUCCUGUGGGCGAGCUGCGAUUCCAGCCUCCGAAACCUGUGUUGGAGUACAAAGAGGUGGUGAACGCGACAGAGGACGGGCCCUCGUGUCCAAAGCCCUCGAGGCCCAAUUACGCCGUGGAUGAAGACUGCCUUAUUAUCAAUGUGUACACACCCACCAGCAACAGUUCAUCGUCCCUGCCUGUGAUAUUCUUCAUCCACCCGGGCGGGUUCUACACGAUGUCUGGCCGCAGCGACCUGGCCGGGCCGCACUAUCUGCUGGACCAGGACCUUGUGCUCGUCACCAUCAACUACCGCCUCGGGUCACUUGGCUUUCUUAGCACAGGCGAUAAACUAGCGCCCGGCAACAACGGUUUUCGCGAUCAGGUAGCUGCUCUUCAGUGGGUUCAAAGAAAUAUUCAUGCGUUCGGCGGAGAUCCGAACCUGGUCACUAUCGCCGGAUGCAGCGCCGGGUCUAGAAGCGUCAUGCUCCAUAUGGUCUCUCCUAUGUCCAAAGGGUUAUUCCACCGCGGUAUUUCUAUGAGCGGAUCUUCCAUGAGUCAGGACCCGUUGCCUGAUAAUCUCUACGAUCUGGCCGUGAAGCAGGCGCGUCUGGUGGGAUGCCCCGCAGAUAACUCCACUGUAAUCGUGGAAUGUUUGAAGACUAAGCCUUGGAGGGAGCUCGGAGGCUCGCUCCGUGGAUUCCGGGAGUGGGGCUUCGACCCGGUGCGUAUCUGGUCUCCAGUAGUAGAACGAGAUCUAGGUCACCAGCGCUUCCUGACGGAACAACCUGCUGAUACACUACGCCGCAACGCCGCGCACACCACGCCGCAUCUUAUCAGCCAGACUACUGACGAGUUCUUCUGGAGCGCUUACAACGUAAUCAGGAAUGAGAGUCUCCUAAACGACAUGAACGCGAAUUGGGAGCGUAUAGCACCAAUCAGCUUCCAGCUUCCCGCGGAGAACUCGUCCAUGGUGGUCGCCAAGUUGAAGGAGGUGUAUUUGAACAACAAACCUCUGAAGGCAGACGAGGAGAGCGCAAGGGCUCUGGGGAAAAUAUACGGAGACGCGAUUUCAGGAUUUCCGACGCACAGGAUGGCGAAUCUAAUGUGCCGCCAUUCCCCUCACAAGGUGUUCUACUAUGAGUUUGCUUAUAUCGGCAACCACAGUCACUAUGAGGAUCCUGUCACUGGGAAACCAAAAGGUGUAGCGCACCACGACGACAUGAUCUACCUGUUCUCGCUGAGCUACCGGUUCCCCUUCAUCACUGCAGAUGAUGAGAACCCUGACUCCAGGAUGGUGGACUUCAUGACUCACAUGUGGUACAACUUCGCCAAGAACGGAGACCCAAAUCCCCUAGACGGUGGUAUACCGUCGUGGCCCGCGAUGUCCCCGCAGAGACGUCACUUUCUAAGGAUAGAAUCACCUCCCACAUUGCACGAGAACAUGUUCGAAGAGCGUUUUAGUGUAUGGGAUGAGCUUUACCCGAUCAAAUACUGAUCAUAAAAAAAUAGUCUUAGUAUAAAGUAUUAGUUAGUGUCAAUUAGUAGUGAUUUUUGCUAUUUACGGGAGUAUUACCAUGUACCUUGUUUUUAGCGAGUUUCCGAUAUUAAAUUUCGCCACAUCACACUAACAUGUAACAUUACUCCGUGAUCAUGGCGCUUGCAACUUGCAUGGUACAUGAUAACGAUCCAAUAACAUAAAUAACUAUAAUGUUAGUGACCAUAAAAGGUUAAAACAAUAUACUGUCAAUUAGUUCUUAAGUUUUAUUUAAUAAUUAUAAUGUUAUCUUCUUUGCCAUAGUUUUAGUUAAGAAGAAACAUCCCUUAACCAAUAUUUGAAAUAAUUUGACGUUUCUCAGAAUGUAACUUGAUUUAUUUUUUUUACAUUGCAUUAUUUACACAAAAUUUUUGUUAAUUUAUUAGCUGCUAAUAAAAUAUUUUAAUAUGAAUAAAAUUU